Molecule: messenger RNA, 1962 nt
Organism: Sodiomyces alkalinus F11
Lineage: Eukaryota; Fungi; Ascomycota; Sordariomycetes; Glomerellales; Plectosphaerellaceae
Product: FAD-binding domain-containing protein
Exons: 6
Coding region: 1-1962 (653 amino acids)
Molecular function (GO): FAD binding; oxidoreductase activity
Source: RefSeq, a predicted model, not a curated record
AUGACACCGGCCUCGACGUGGAUGCGCGUUUCAGCGCUCGCGCCCCUUGCGGGCUUGAUUGUCUGCCCCAUCGCUGCUGCGACGGGUCCUGCAGCGGACAAGCUCUCAGCCGGCUCGUCUUUUGCGCCAGCCGAGCUCUUUGAGGCGGAGACGAUUCAGCUCACGGACGAGUCGCUUGCGUCUCUGGCCGGUUCUUUUGAUAACCUCGAGAUCUUCGACUUUGCGGACGGCAAGAUUGCGAAACGCGAUGAGGACGCCGAGGAGGAGCUGGAUUGCAAGGUGUUCCCAGGCGACCCGGAAUGGCCUUCCGAAGCCACCUGGGACCUGUUUAACAUCCUCAUCGACGGUGCCCUGCGCAAACCGUUGCCUUUGGCGUCGGUCUGCUACGACGGCGCAUGGGGUCCAGUCGACCAGGCAGAAUGCGAGAGAGUCGCGUCCCAAUGGCAGACAUCCCAGUUGCAUUUUGAACACCCGACCUCAGUCAUGUCCCCUCUGUUAGCGGGCAAUACUUGCCCCCCCACCGGCAAUGCGAAUAAUAUCUGCACCAUCGGAGGGCUCCCCGUCUAUGCUGUCGAGGCAACCGACGUCAUGCAGAUCCAGCUCGCCGUCAAUCUCGCCCGUAACAUGAACCUUCGCCUCGUCGUCAAGAACACGGGUCACGACUUUGGCGGCAAGUCGGCCGGUGCUGGUGCCCUGUCUGUCUGGACCCACCGGUUGAAGGACAUCCAGUUCUAUCCCGAUUACAGGACGUCGUGUUACCAGGGACCUGCCUUCAAGAUGGGCUCCGGUGUUCAGUCUCGUGAGGUGUACGAGGCUGCUGACGAACAUGAUGUUAUCGUCAUGGGCGGAGAAGGAAGGACCGUCGGUGCCAUGGGCGGCUGGACGAUGGGAGGCGGACAUUCCCCCUUUUCUAGCUUGUGGGGUAUGGGUGCCGACCAGGUCCUCUCUAUGGAGAUUGUGACUCCAGAUGGACGAUUCGUUACAGCCAGCAGGGAAAGCAACCCUGACCUCUUCUGGGCCCUCUGUGGUGGCGGCGGUGGGACGUGGGGCGUGGUCACAUCCGUCGUCGUCAAGGCGCACCCGCAGCCCGAGAAGAUGGCGUCGAUGAGGUUUACCGUCGCGACGGGAGGGGCCGUUACCGUCGACGCCUUCUGGGCGGCCAUGCGGCUCUACUUCAAGCAGCUCCCGGACUUCACCGACAAGGGCUUCUACCACUACUUCUUCCUCUUCAACUUUGGCGGGAGCUACCUGUUCAUGAUGGGUCCGUGGUUCGCGCCGACCAUGGGACGCGACGAGCUUCUCGCCGAGACCAAGCCGCUGUUUGACGCGUGGGCCGAGCUCGGCGUGGUGGUGGUGCCGGAAGUGCAGGAGUACACCGGCUUCCUGCGCUUCUGGGAGGAGAACCUCGGCUCGGAGACGGCGGGCAACCCCAACACGCUGACGGCGAGCCGGCUCUUCCCGCGCGAGAACUUCCUCGACGAGGCCAAGUUCAACCGCACCUGGGACGACGCGCUGCGGUGGUCCGUCGAGGAGAAGGGCAGGCACCUCCUCGGCUUCACCAUCGCCGGUCAACCCCCGCACGGCCGCCACCCGAACAACAGCGUCAACCCGGCUUGGCGGUCCGCGGCGCUGCACGCCAUCACGGCGGCGGCGUGGGACGACGGCGCGACGGCCGAGGAGCGUUCCCAGGCGGCGUGGGAACUCACCAACGUCAUUACCGAGCGGUGGCGCGAGGUCACGCCGGGCGCGGGCGCUUACAUGAGCGAAGCCGACCCGUCCGAGCCGAACUUCCAGCAGUCUUUCUACGGCGACAAGUACGACCGGCUCUUUGAGAUCAAGAAGGCGUAUGACCCGCACGGCGUCUUUUAUGCGCACACGGGCGUCGGAAGCGAGGAGUGGUUCGUGACGGGCCAGGAUCCCAAUAUUCCCACGCAGAAUGGACGGUUGUGUCGUAAGAGGUGA